GCGGCGAUUGGAGGGCAGCGCCCCGCGCCGGGCGGGCGCUCUCUGCGCAGGCGCGGCGCUGCCGGCGGAGCGCGGCCCGCGAGAGCCAGGGGAGCGCGGCGGCGGCCGCCCCGGCCCCGCCGCCGCCAUGAGGAUCUGGACCUCGGAGCACGUUUUCGACCACCCCUGGGAGACGGUGACGACGGCGGCCAUGCAGAAGUACCCCAACCCCAUGAACCCCGGCGUGGUGGGGGUGGACGUGCUGCAGAGGCAGGUGGACGCCGGCGGGAAGCUGCACAGCCACCGCCUGCUCAGCACCGAGUGGGGCAUCCCCGCCAUCGUCAAGUCGCUCAUUGGCACGUGCAGAACAAAGACCUACGUCCAGGAGCACUCCGUUGUUGACCCAGUGAAAAAAACAAUGGAGCUUAAAUCCCGUAACAUUUCAUUUACAAACCUGGUGUCAGUAGAUGAGAGGCUUGUCUAUCAACCACACCCUCGCGAGCCGGACAAAACCAUUUUGACCCAAGAAGCAAUAAUAUCAGUAAAAGGUGUCAGUCUCAGCAGUUACCUAGAAGGGCUAAUGGCAAACACAAUUUCCUCCAAUGCUAAGAAAGGCCGCGAAGCAUUGGAGUGGGUAAUUAAUAGACUGAACGCUGAAAUUGAAGAGUUCACAGCUUCAGAGAGGAACCAUGAGGAAUUCAAUGGCAGCAGCAGCCUUUGUAGAGAAAUGAUAGUAAAUAUACCUGUAUUACUAACGAGGCUUAAUGAUCUGAAGCUUCUCUCCAAACCUUAAUACAUGUAUCCUUUGUUAUUUAAAGGCAUACCUGUGUAUUAGGCAUCUUUCAAAUUUAAUUUGGAGAAAAGCUGAAUUCUUACUAAUGAGGCCGAUGCACAAAGCCUAGUUUAAUAUAUUGGUUCAGCUGGACCGAAUUUCGGUUACAGAUGAAGAAGUAAUUUUCAAGUAUAGUUCUUAUAUUUACAUGAACACUAACUUAUAAUGUUUUCAGAUACGAAAUCACCUCACUUAGUGAUGAGGCUAAAGAUGGUGGAGGAGACUGGCCUGUUAAGUUAACUUCUGUGGAAUUUUUAUUUUUGUGUGACUUACGGACUACCUCUUUUGGGACCAAGCCCAAAAUUAAGCAGAAUGGUUUGUUCCGGCAUUGUUCUGUUUGUUAAUUUUUGAUAGUUGUGUGAUACAACUUGGUUUAACAGAAAGUUUAUUACUUGACGCUUGAAAUACAAAAGAAUGUAUAAAAUAUUUUUUGAUAAGGUUUUUAACUUGUUUGACAGGUUGAGCUAACACGGUACUCAAAUUGGUUUUCAGUCAAUAUAGGUAAAACAUAAAAAGUGUCUCUUAUCUACUAAGACCUACAUCCUAUUCCUAAUUGUGACAUUAAUGAGCUGGGCAUGCAGUAACUUAAAAUGAAAUUGUAUCUUAAACUUCUGGAAUAAGUAUCUGCAUUUCCAAAAGCCCGUUAAAUAAAGUGGUACAAUAAGCACAGAGCCUUAAAAUCCUGCAGGCUGUCAGGGCAUCUAAGAAUGGUAGGUGUUCACUUGAAAAUUGCAAAGAACCACUUAAAGAACUAAAAAACCUUUGAGAAGUUGGCUAAAGAGAUACCUAAAUGUAAGAGGAAGCGAUAUUAAAGAAUGUUAAUGAUACACUCAUUAACUUGAUCGUGCUCCAAAACCGACCUGUUACAUCAUCUGAAUAUUGUGUUGUCCUUUAAUGUAACCAUAGUGUUCCAAGUUCCAGAAGGUCCUUUACCUUUUGAACUAAUUUGCUCACAAUACAAGGUUCUUUAAAUGAAAACCUUGAGAAUAAAAAGUUUUCUGCAGUUUGUGUUUGUUUCUUGGUACUUGCUGUAGAUUCCUGGUACUGUCAGCAGUUACUAGCUGUGGGCACGUGAAGGUCAGACCUUGACAGCCCUCCCUUCCCAGAGCACCGGGCUGCUGGUAGAGCUGCUGCCCUCCGCCGGGGCUGGCUGGCCCGGGAGCCUCCUGGGGUGUGAUGGAACCAGGGAAGGACACAGCCCUGGAUUAGCGGCUGCUUGUGUUUUGGUGCCAGAGGCUUUUCCUGGAAUUUUGAUUCUAAGCUUACCAGUAAUUUCAGGACUCUCAGCCUUUCAGAACUGUGAUGUCACCUGUUCCAGCACAUUUUAUGUUGCGUGCCGUUUCUGUUCUACCGGAAUUGCCGAUUUAAUGGUGUGUGCUAUAUAGAGAACCAGAGCUUAUUUUAAGUGGUAAACACAUGGGAACACAAUCUUCUGUAAGACUUGUGUAGGGGAAAAAAAACAGGUGUUAUAUACAUAUAUAUAUAACUUCUAAAAAUUUAACUAUACUAAAUAUUUUUCUAAAAAUAAAUGGUUUGAGACUACCUUAAUAAAUUCAAAUCAUUGAGGUUUGCCAUGCUUUCACAGGAGGUUAUUACAACUGAGAUAGCAUUUCAAUUUAAAAAGUGUAUGUGAAACUUCUUCAAAACUUUACCAGCAUUUCUGACAAAAAUGCAAUGCUUGAAACUCAUUUUAAAUGUUUGUUUAGCCAUUAGCAUCACUUAACAUUUUAAAGUCAAUUUUUUCUUUUCCUAAUUUUUCUGCACUGAGGACUACAUAGUAUGAACUCACAGUUUGCCCUUGCACUGAAAAAAACUUUAAUUUCUGUAAGCAUUCAACAGCUUCUUGAAAGAUCGUGAUUUUCUUUGUCCUGCUUUACUUACAUGCCUGCAUUUUCAUUCUGUCGGGGAGUAUGGCUUUCUGUAUGUGGCUCUUUUUAAAUAAAAUCUUAUCUGAGUUCUGGGUA
This is a messenger RNA of Chroicocephalus ridibundus (black-headed gull), 2775 nucleotides long. RefSeq names its product PRELI domain containing 3B (gene PRELID3B). The record is from RefSeq and is a predicted model, not a curated record. NCBI's taxonomy places the organism in Eukaryota, Metazoa, Chordata, Aves, Charadriiformes, Laridae. Gene Ontology annotation, biological process: phospholipid transport. Gene Ontology annotation, molecular function: phosphatidic acid transfer activity. Gene Ontology annotation, cellular component: mitochondrial intermembrane space.